Molecule: messenger RNA, 2542 nt
Organism: Micropterus salmoides (largemouth bass)
Lineage: Eukaryota; Metazoa; Chordata; Actinopteri; Centrarchiformes; Centrarchidae
Gene: slc22a15
Product: solute carrier family 22 member 15
Exons: 13
Coding region: 81-1574 (497 amino acids)
Biological process (GO): transmembrane transport
Cellular component (GO): membrane
Molecular function (GO): transmembrane transporter activity
Source: RefSeq, a predicted model, not a curated record
GAAGUGAGCGCGGAUCACACUCGCGCAGCUCUUUCCUGUGUGAUGCUACAUCAGAGAGCUGCCGGGCCGCCCGACCUGGGAUGGAUUUAGAAGAAGCUUUUCAAGUUGUGGGCGAGUUUGGACCCUACCAGCAGCGGGCGGUGGCUGUUCUUGUUCUGACCCAGGUGUACAUGGCCUGUCAGUCCAUGCUGAUCGUUCUGAUUGGAUCCACGCCGAAGUACCGGAUCGAGCAGCUGGACGGCGUCGGCAGCAGCCAGCGGGAGCUCGUUACCUUUACAGAGGACACCGACUCCAUAGUGACCGAGUGGUUUCUCAUCAGGCAUCAGGCCUAUAAGGUCAGUCUAGCAGGGUCGCUGUUCUUCGCCGGGCUUCUGGUCGGGAACAUCGUCUUUGGGCCGCUCUCGGACAGGAUCGGCAGGAGACCUGUCUACCUGACAGGCCUGUUUUUCGAGGUGAUCUUUGGCUAUGUGACCGCCUUCGCCCCCAGCUACGAGGUGUUCGCCGUGUCUCGCCUCCUGGUGGGGCUGAUGAACGGCGGCAUCGGCCUCGUCUGCUUUGUCCUCACUCAGGAGUACGUGGGCAAGUCGUACUGGGCCAUGACGGGGACGUUGACCAGCAUGACCUUUGCCGUCGGCAUCGCCCUGUUCGGAGCUCUGGGCUACUUCAUCCAGCCGUGGAGGAACCUGGCUAUGGCGUCCAACUCGUCCGGCGUCCUGUUCCUCCUGCUGUCUGUCACUCUUCCCGAGUCUCCACGCUGGCUGUAUUCGAAGGGUCAGACGCAGCGAGCAGAAGAGGUGCUGCGCUACAUGGCGCUGAGGAACGGCAACCCUGCCAACAACCUGGUUUUGAAACGCGUCUGCGCUGCUAAAGCCGGAAACCGUGACGGCAGGGGGGCAGGUGUCCUGCAGCUGGUGAUCCAUCCGGUCCUCCGUCUGAGAACCAUGGUGCUCAUGUAUGUCUGGUAUGCGUGCAGUCUGGUGUACUACGGUCUGACUCUGGGGGCCAGCGAGAUGUCUGGUAGCCGUUAUAUGAACGUAGCCAUGUACGGCCUGGUGGAGCUGCCCGCCUACCCGCUCUGUAUAUACUUCAUCAACAAACACUGGGCCGGGAGGAGGAAAAGCAUGGCGAGUUUCCUGUGUCUGGCCGGCUCUGCCUGCCUCUGCACCACGUUCAUCCCCGAAAACGCAGGAGCCUUGCUGAACGUUACGUCGUUGGCGCUUCUGGGAAAACUGAUGGUCAGUGCAGCGUUCAACAUCGCCUACGUGUACACCUCUGAACUCUACCCGACAGUUAUCAGGAACGCUGGUUUGGGAGUUUGUUCCAUGUCGUGCAGAGUCGGAGGAAUCCUUGCACCGUUUGUUCCUUCCAUGCGGGCUCUCCACACCUCCAUGCCUUUCACUGUGUUCUGUCUGAGCGGCCUGUCUGCAGGCUGCCUGGGCCUCCUGCUGCCUGAAACCCUCAACGGACCAACAACAGAUACUCUGGAGGAGCUCGGCAGCCCGAUCCACAGCCGAGUGCUGGAGAGCAAGGCUCAUUUGUAUGAAGACGACAAACUGAAGUCGAACCACAAAUGAAGCGUCGUCUUCAUCACUGGAGACGGACUAUCCUCACCUCAUUCUGUGUGUGUGAACUGCUGCCUCAAAACGGUGAACUGUCCCUUUUUUAAUUAACUUGAAGGACUGAUCACAAUGUUCACCUUUAAAUGUUUGAGAUCUCUGACAUGUCAAACGGGGCCAGGACGUAGACGCUGACCUUCAGGGGGAAGCCGUUAUCGACCGACAGCUCCUCUUUUUUAUCACAUUUUACAGAAAAGCCGGACAGUCGACCCCCCUGACUGUCACGCUGGUGUUUGUGCCUUAUUAGGAGGGAGACAGCCGAGAAAAGACGGGACAGACGUGUGACUUACCGUCCAGAGAUGCUGCGAAAAUCAAACGUGCUGCUAGCUAACGUGUAAUUGAACGGUUGGUUUGAAAAAGGACAGCGUUUCCUCUCCAAGAGUUUCCAAAAUGGAGUUAGUAGACAUGACAUACAUGCUCGUUUUAAACGUGUUAAUAUUCCUUAAAACACACCAAUGUUAGAUUUUUAGGACCACGCUGAUUUUCAAGAGGAAAUGUGCUCGAAGCUCAAUCACAAGGUAAACUGUCCUGUAAACAUGCUAAAGUGUUAGCAUACAGUGCUGGACUUCACCCACUUUUAAUCUGUUUGGACGCCGCCGUACAGGAUGUAUUUUUUUUUUUUUUUUUUUUAGUUUCAACGUGUAGACGGCAGGAAAACGGUAAUAAAGCGGACUGUGUGAGUUAUUGAGAGAAAGGCAGCUUGAUUUGAUAAGAUGAUGACUUUAAUGAUCAGGCUAUUUGGUCACACGUACUCGUUUCAGGGAAUAAGUAUUGUUUUAAAUAUCUUUUGAAGCAGCUUCUCCAGAGCUACGUGAGCUUCGCCAUGAAUAACUACAUGAGCUACCGUGACCACAUUAAAAGUCCACAAUAUUAGUUGAAUGAAAUUAAUUUCUAAGGACCAAACAUGCCUCUUUAUUUUUUUUUUU